AUGACGAGCAUUCUCAGCGGCAGCGGCAGCUGCAACCGCUACGAGGUCUCUCUCGACCCGCCCGCUAUGCGUAAGUUCGCCAAGCUAUGGCAUUUGGCCUUUGCCACCAUCUAUUGCUCCCGAGCCAUCACUACCUCCGCAAAGAUAACCACCAAGUUCCCUAGUAAAUCUCCUUCCUACUCUUCGAUUUCAAUCCCCGAUCACAGCUCCUUCCAUAUUGAUCAGUCGCAGCUUACGAAGCUGGUCAAGGACAAGAACCUCAUCCGCCUCAGUGAAUUCGGCGGUGUCAGCAAAGUCGCGUCGGCCCUCAAAACUGAUGUCUCUCGCGGAAUUAGCGGCGAAACGGAUGAUGUCACUCGCAGGCAAAACGCAUUUGGCGUCAACACAUUCAAGCCACCCACUAUGGGCUUCUUUCACUUUGUGUUCGAGGCUUUCAAGGACCUCACGCUCAUGAUUCUUCUUGUUUGCGCUGGGCUUUCGCCUGGGUUUGCGAUCAAGGAGAACGGGCUCAAGGAAGGCUGGUACAAUGGCGGGAGCCCAUUCUUCACAGUUUUCCUCAUGAUCGUGGUGUCGGCCGUGAGGAAUUACCGGCAGAACUGGCAGUUCGAUAAAUCGUAUGGGGCGAGCAGUGAUAUUCUCAUCGAUGUGAUAAGGAAGGGAGGGCCGUGCGAGGUUUCCAUACCCGACAUUGUUGUCGGAGAUGUCGUUUGUUUGAAGAACAAUGAUCAAAUCCCAGCAGAUGGGUUGUUACUGGGCGGGCACUCCUUGCAGGUCGACGAAUCAAGCAUGACCGGGGAGAGUGGUUGCAUAGAAAAGAAGAGCAAUCAAAAUCCCUUCCUGUUCUCUGGAACAAAGGUCGCUUAUGGGUCUGCUCGGAUGCUGGUUACAUCGGUCGGGAUGAACACAAAGGGGGGCGAGAUGAUGAGGCCAAUCAACCGCAACAGCAGUGAACAGACCCCUUUACAGGCUCGGCUCAACAAGCUCACCUCAUCAAUUACCAAAGUCGGUUUGGCGGUCAAUUCUCUGGUUCUUGUGGUCCUGCUAAUUUGCUACUUCAAGGGAAACAAACAUGACGAGCAUGGGAAACGGGAAUCCGUUCCAGGCCAAACGAUGGGUGACCAUAUCAUGAACUCCGUGGUAGGCAACAUUGCAGCCGCAGUGACAAUCGUGGUGGUCUUGAUUCCUGAAGGCUUGCCACUUGCGGUAACAAUCACCCUUGCUCAUUCGAUGAAGAGGAUGAUGGUGGAUCAAGUGAUGGCAAGGAAACUUUCAGCCUGCGAGACAAUGGGGUCAGCCACCAUUAUUUGCACUGACAAGACCGGCACUCUCACGAUGAACGAGAUGGAAGUGACGGAAUUCUGGGUCGGCCAAGAUUCUGUGGCGGAAAACAUGUGCUCCUCUGUCUCCAAGUUUGUCCUGGAUUUGAUUCGGGACGGAGUUGCUUUGAACACCACGAGCAUCGUCUAUAGGCUGCUUUUGGGAUCGGAGUACGGGUUCUCCAAUAGUCCCACUGAAAAAGCGAUUUUUUCCUGGGCGGAUGCUCAAUUGAGCAUGGACACGGACGAGACAAAGAAGUGCUGUGAAGUCAUCCAAGUCGAAGCCUUCAACUCACAGAAGAAGAGAAGCGGUGUCCUAAUAAAGAAGAGCUUGGACGGCAAAUUCCAUGUGCACUGGCAAGGAGCGGCAGAGAUGGUCUUGUCCAAGUGCUCAAGCUUCUACGACGGGUCGGGGGAAGUGAAAGAUUUGGAUGAAAAUGGAAGGGUGAGAUUCGAGCAGAUUAUCCGGGGGAUGGCGGCGAGCAGCCUCAGGUGCAUUGCUUUCGCUCAUAAACAAAUCUCCGAGGAAGCUAUCCUAGAAAGAGAAGACGGGGACAAGAUCCAAGAGGACGGCCUGACAUUACUAGGACUUGUUGGUAUUAAGGACACGUGUGGUCCCGAUGUGAAGAGAGCAGUCCAAGAUUGUCAGGAGGCAGGAGUGAAAAUCAUGAUGAUAACGGGAGACAACAUCUUCACCGCCCAGGCCAUCGCCUUGGAGUGCGGUAUUCUCACUCCCAGAGACGAUGCCUCUAACGAGACCAUUGUGGAAGGAGCUGAGUUCCACGAUUCCAUGGAGAGAGCUGAGAAUAUCUGGGUCUUGGCGAGAUCCUCGCCUUUCGAUAAGCUCCACAUGGUUCAAUGCCUGAAGCAGAAUGGCCAUGUGGUUGCAGUCACGGGGGACGGCAUGAACGAUGCACUGGCCCUCAAGGAAGCCGACAUCGGGGUCUCGAUGGGCAUCCAAGGCACCGAGGUCGCCAAAGAGAGCUCGGAUAUCAUCAUCGACAACUUUGCCUCCAUGGUGAAGGUGUUGCUGUGGGGUCGAUGUGUCUAUGAUAAUAUCCAGAAGUUCAUCCAGUUCCAGCUCACGGUGAACAUCGCAGCCAUUUUGAUCAACUUUGUGGCCGCAGUCUCCUCCGGUGACAUCCCUUUGACGGCCUUCCAGCUCUUAUGGGUGAACCUAAUCGUGGACACGCUUGGUGCCUUCGCCUUGUCCACAGAGCUGCCUUCUGGGGAGCUCAUGAAAAAGCCCCCUGUGGGCCGCACCGAGCCGCUCAUAACAAACGUCAUGUGGAGGAAUCUGGUGGGACAAGCAAUUUACCAAGUGGCCAUCCUCCUCACUCUACAAUUCAAGGGCGAAUCGGUCUUUGGCGUGGACGAGGCGGUGAAGCGAACGCUAAUAUUUAAUGCGUUCAUCUUGUGCCAGGUCUUCAAUGAGUUCAAUGCGAGGAACAUCGAGAAGCAGAACGUGUUCGAGGGCAUUCACAAGAACAAGCUGUUCCUCGGGAUCAUCUUUGUGACAUUGGUCCUCCAGGUGGUGAUGGUCGAGUUCCUGAAGCGGUUCGCUGUCAUGGCACGGUUGAGCUGGGGACAAUGGGGUGCAUGUGUAGGGAUCGCGGCUGUGUCUUGGCCUAUCGGUUGGGUCGUUAAAUGCAUUCGGGCCCCUGAUACACCAAUCUUACAGCUACUUGGGAUUGAAUAG
Messenger RNA from Eucalyptus grandis, 3015 nucleotides. RefSeq names its product putative calcium-transporting ATPase 13, plasma membrane-type. The transcript has 3 exons. The record is from RefSeq and is a predicted model, not a curated record. Gene Ontology annotation, biological process: calcium ion transmembrane transport. Gene Ontology annotation, cellular component: intracellular membrane-bounded organelle; membrane. Lineage: Eukaryota; Viridiplantae; Streptophyta; Magnoliopsida; Myrtales; Myrtaceae. Gene Ontology annotation, molecular function: ATP binding; P-type calcium transporter activity; ATP hydrolysis activity. The coding region runs from base 1 to 3015 and encodes 1004 amino acids.